GCUAGAUACUCAUUAGGCAGAGAUCAAUCAACCCAUAGUCAGAGUCUCUUAGCAUUCACAGAUUCUACAUCGCACUACAUACGGUGGAAUACAUGCGAGCAUAGUCGCCAAUCAAAACGCAUAAAAGUGUCAGUUACUCUUUUUUUUCACCUCUCUAUAUCCCCCCAUACGUCGUCCCAGGAGAAGGUGACACGGUAGGCUUUUCUGUGUUUGGUCCAACUCCUGAUCACAUUCUGCAGUUUGUAAAGUUUCACUAAAACUGGAACACGUUAUCUUGGCUAUUGUCGUGUCUUUACUGUGGAAUCUUUUUGAAAAUGGCAUCCCUUAACCUUUCAUCCAAUGGGCCUUCAAUAGUAAAAAGCUAUCAAGCUGUUGUCAACUCCUCCCCACCCACAAGCUCUUCUUCGCCUACCUAUGGACAAUGGGCAGUGUUUUCAGUUUCAGCACCGCUUGUUAGUGCCUUUCAGCAAGACACAGGCAACAAGGAGAGUGUUUUAAAGGUCCAGAGUACCGGAGAUGGUGAACUUACCGAUCUGAUCGACGAAUUUUCCGAGGGAAAGAUACAGUUCGCCUUUGUUAAGGUCACCGACCCAAAUACUGGACUUCCUAAGAGUGUGCUUAUUGCAUGGUGUGGGGAGGGUGUUCCUGAACGGACGAAGGGUUAUUUUACUAGUCACCUAUCUGCGGUCUCAAAAUUGCUACAUGGUUACCAUGUUCAAAUAACUGCACGUGCAGAUGGGGACUUGACUGCAGAAGGAAUUAUACAGAAAGUGGGGGAUGCAUCGGGUGCUAAGUAUUCCGCAGGAGCUAGACAGCCGGCCGUUGCUGCUCCCAAGCCGCCAAUCUCAUCCAAGCCAGUUUUCACCCCAUCGCGGACUGGUGGUAUCAGCUCGAAUGCCACGCCAGCUACUUCUCAGGUAUCUCUCCAGAGAGAUACCGACAAUGAUGGCUGGGGCCCAGAUGCGCCUCCAGUCACCAGGACAGAGCUUGAAAAGGUGCAGCCGGCCUACCAACCAACCAGGGUUAACAUACAAGCCCUUAGGUCGGAAAAGCCACACGUAGGAAACAUGCAGGUUCAAAAUACCGAAGAUCGUAGCGACGUUGUCAAGGGCGGCUAUCAACCAGUGGGCAAAGUGGACAUUGCUGCCAUAAGGAGGCAGGCACGUGAGGCAGGCGAAUUAAAGGAUGACCGGCCAGAGCCAGUGAGGGGAGCGUACGAACCAGUUGGCAAAAUCGAUAUUGCUGCUAUUCGGGCCAGGGCGCAAAAACCCAGCGAGUUGAUGCCGGAUGAUAGCAAAUUUGCUACACCAAAUAACGUCCAGGGGCAAGCGGAAUCUGGAAACCACGCAAUCACAGGACACUCCGAGCGUUUAACAAGUCUACCGAAGCCAAAAGUCGCGAAUAAGUUUGGAGCGAACCAGUCGUUUACUGGGACCAAACCUCCUCUGCCUAGUGGAUCCAUGCCCAAACCAACUUCAGCAGCUGUGCCCGUCGGUAGCGCAAGCAGAACUUUUGCGGAUGAGGGAGGAAAGACUCCCGCACAACUUUGGGCAGAGAGAAAAGCAAGGGAACGGGGACAAGUUAAUGCAUCUGACGUACCACCAUCGGGGUACGAGGAGCCCUCGCUUCAAACACAGCACAGCGGCAGAGCGGAGUGGAAGAGCUCAUACAGCGGUAGAACGUGGACCCCUGUUCAGACUACACACACUGGAAAGUCUCUCAGCAGCAACACGUCUCACCAGGCUACGGAACCAGCUGCAAACGAUGCCACGGAAACAGAGCCUCGAGUUCCCCAAAGUGUCAGUGCUCUUCGAGAUCAAUUUGUGGACAGGCCACUUGAUGACUCGGCUCCCGAGGCUAGGCCCGAUGAGCCGUUGGAUACAGGACGUUCUGUACCUCUGCCCGGUUUACCAACGGGACCUGUGCAACCAGAAACCACGCAGGAGCCUGAAGCCCACCAAGUGGCUCCGAGCCCUCCUGAGCAGCCUCGGUCCCCUACUCCUCCAACCCCUCCAGUACGGGAAGCCUCGCCUAUCCGUGUUGCCAUGCCUGUUGGACGUGGUGUCACAGAUAUUCAUGAUGAACAACAUUCGCCACCUUCUGUUCUGCCCACGGAAAGCCUUCGUCAGACAGUGCCGAGAGAUGCAGACCUUGCAGAUGACACGCAAGAUGUAGCCCGGGCAACGGCAGAGGCUACAGUUGGGAGUAACUUCCAGACCAACGGUAUUCAAGCCGUGGUGCAGUACGAUUAUGAAAGAGCGGAAGACAAUGAAAUUGAGCUCAGGGAAGGUGAACUUGUGGUGGAGAUUGAAAUGGUUGAUAAGGACUGGUGGUUGGGUUCAAAUGCUCGUGGUGAGAGGGGUCUCUUUCCGAGUAACUAUGUUGAGCUACUGGAAGACAAGCCACAAAAUUCUACCUCGCCAGACUCGCCAGACUUGCAUGACCGCCAUUCAGAUACCAACAUUCAAGAGCAUCAUGCGGCGCCUUUAGCCUCGAGCGCAGCCAAUGGACCCACUGCUACAGCUUUGUACGAUUAUGAAGCCGCGGAAGACAACGAGCUCAGUUUUCCGGAGGGGGCUGAGAUAACUCAUAUCGAAUUCCCUGACGAUGACUGGUGGUUUGGUAAACAUCACAAUAAAGAAGGCCUCUUCCCAGCAAAUUAUGUACAGCUUCGAAAGUGACCCAAGGUGGUGCCUUCCACAAAGACAGGGUUUCGAUGACAUGGAAGUCCAAUGCGUUCAGCUUCCUAUCUAAAGCUGGCAACUUGAUUUGCCAAGCCCUUAGGCCUUUUGGCUGAACAUAGUUUGUCACAUUCAUAUCAGCAAGAAAAAGGGAUGGAAAAAGAGUAUUUCCCCUUGGUGCUGCCUUCGUAGAUAGGACACGGGCCUUCAACGGCACAUGAAAGAUUUUAGUUUAUUGUGUCAUGGUAGCAACUGUCUUAGACUUACUAUAGCAGCACUAAGAAGGGCAAUUUAAUACGAUGUCAUUCUAGUAAACUUUUCUUGACUCUACCAAAAAACCCACGACUCUGC
This is a messenger RNA of Aspergillus caelatus, 3032 nucleotides long. RefSeq names its product putative actin binding protein. Gene Ontology annotation, biological process: regulation of actin filament polymerization. Gene Ontology annotation, cellular component: actin filament; plasma membrane; site of polarized growth. The record is from RefSeq and is a predicted model, not a curated record. NCBI's taxonomy places the organism in Eukaryota, Fungi, Ascomycota, Eurotiomycetes, Eurotiales, Aspergillaceae. The transcript has 5 exons. The coding region runs from base 315 to 2681 and encodes 788 amino acids. Gene Ontology annotation, molecular function: actin filament binding.